Molecule: messenger RNA, 318 nt
Organism: Eubalaena glacialis (North Atlantic right whale)
Lineage: Eukaryota; Metazoa; Chordata; Mammalia; Artiodactyla; Balaenidae
Product: gamma-aminobutyric acid receptor-associated protein-like
Exons: 1
Coding region: 1-318 (105 amino acids)
Biological process (GO): macroautophagy; autophagosome assembly; autophagy of mitochondrion
Cellular component (GO): autophagosome; cytosol; autophagosome membrane
Molecular function (GO): GABA receptor binding; ubiquitin protein ligase binding
Source: RefSeq, a predicted model, not a curated record
AUGAAGUUGGUGUGUAAAGAGGAGCAUCCUUUUGAGAAGCGCCGCUCUGAGGGCGAGAAGAUCCGAAAGAAAUACCUGGACCGGGUCCCGGUGAUAGUAGAAAAGGCUCCCAAAGCUCGGAUAGGAGACCUGGACAAAAAGAAAUACCUGGUGCCUUCUGAUGUUACAGUUGGUCAGUUCUACUUCUUGAUCCAGAAGCGAAUUCAUCUCCGAGCUGAGGAUGCCUUGUUUUUCUUUGUCAACAAUGUCAUUCCACCCACCAGUGCCAGGAUGGGUCAGCUAUUUGGCAAAACCAAUUAUUGUCAUUUUAAAAAUUAA